AUGAAUAAUAAUAAUUCAAUAACAUGGUUUGAUCAUUUAGCUACAGAAAUUAUUUUGGAUAUAUUUGAUUAUUUAUCAUGUAAUGAUAUUAUUUAUACAUUCUUUUAUUUUAAUCAACGACUUAAUUCUAUAUUAUUACAUUAUCAACAUUGUUCAAAUAAUUUUAGAUCAUUAAUAACAAAUUUUAAUUUUUGGCAAAAUAAUUUACCAAUAAUUGGAUCACAUAUACAAUGUUUAAUUAUAAAUAGUAUUGAUUUAUCUUUUUCAUUAAAUUUAUUUCCAAAUUUAAAAUCAAUUAUUAUUUCUUCUCCAAUUU
Rotaria sordida is the source of this 316-nucleotide messenger RNA. The record is from the annotation of a GenBank genome assembly. NCBI's taxonomy places the organism in Eukaryota, Metazoa, Rotifera, Eurotatoria, Philodinida, Philodinidae.